Molecule: messenger RNA, 6325 nt
Organism: Telopea speciosissima
Lineage: Eukaryota; Viridiplantae; Streptophyta; Magnoliopsida; Proteales; Proteaceae
Product: DExH-box ATP-dependent RNA helicase DExH14
Exons: 48
Coding region: 59-6286 (2075 amino acids)
Molecular function (GO): ATP binding; ATP hydrolysis activity; nucleic acid binding
Source: RefSeq, a predicted model, not a curated record
GUUCACUGCGAAAACAAUCUCAGCUUCUCAGGUUUAAGCAUAGGAAAUAAGAGAAACAAUGCUGAUUCAGUUGCCUCGUUUGACGAAUUCUUUGAGGCAUCCCUACGAUGUCGAUCAGGCCUAUCUGCAACGCAGAAUCAUUCUCCAAAAUCAGAAACCUCACAAACCUGGAAACUCGCUCGAUGAUUCAGAACUCGCGAAGAAGAUAGUUCGUCGAUGGGGAGAAGCCUCUAAUGAAGUGCGCCAAGCAUACAAACAAUUUAUUGGUGCGGUUUUGGAGUUGAUUGAUGGAGAAGUGGUCUCAGAAGAAUUUCGAGAAUUGGCGAGUACCGCUUAUGUUCUCUUCAGCAAUCCAGGAGAAGAUUGGGAUGAUAUUAGUAGGAUUACCGUGAAGAAGGAAGAAUUGCAGCAACUUCUUGGAUACACUGUUUCAGAUAUUAAUAUACGGAACGUUGCUACAAUGACUCAAAGGCUUUCUGCUUUGCAGCCUUGUGAACAAGAGAUUGAAAGGGAAAUGGAUAAAAAUUUGAUCGAAUUUGGCUCUGACCUUGUUUUCAAUGCACCAGCUCGGUUUCUGGUUGAUGUACCUUCGGAGAAUGGGGAGUUGCUAGAUUACGAACUUCCUUCUACUUCUAGUUCAGUUCCUGAGGAAUGGCAUGAUAACAAUGAAUCUACAUAUCCUCAUUCUCGAGUUGAUAGGGGAACUAUGAAUUUAAGAUGGUUAAGGGACGCAUGUGAGCAUAUAGUAAGGGGAUAUUCUUCACAGCUUUCUGUUGAUGAACUUGCAAUGGCGCUUUGCCGGGUGCUUGAUUCAGACAAGCCUGGUGAUGAGAUAGCUGGCGACUUAUUGGACCUUGUUGGGGAUAGUGCCUUUGAAACAGUUCAAGAUCUCCUGUUGCAUCGAAAGGAACUUGUUGAUGCCAUCCAUCAUGGGUUGCUUAUGCAAAAAUCUGAGAAGUCAACCUCAAAUCUUCAACCCCGGAUGCCUAGCUAUGGGACUCAGGUCACAAUUCAAACUGAAUCCGAGAAGCAAAUUGAUAAGCUUCGGCGCAAAGAGGAAAAACGGCAUAGGCGUGGGUCAGAACAUGGGACUGAGAAUGACUUAUCUGUGGGAGAUUUUUCUUCUUUACUCAAAGCAAGUGAGAAAAAAAGUCCUUUUGAUGAUUUGGUUGGAAGUGGUGAAUCCUUGUCAGUUACUUCUCUUCCUGAGGGAACUGUGAGGAAGCACUGUAAGGGGUAUCUGGAAGUCCGUAUUCCUCCUACACCAACAGCACCAAUGAAACCUGGGGAGAAACUGAUUGAGAUAAAAGAGUUAGAUGACUUUGCUCAGGCUGCUUUCCAUGGUUACAAAUCUCUGAACCGGGUUCAGAGCCGGAUAUUCCAAGCAACUUAUCACACUAAUGAGAAUAUACUGGUUUGUGCUCCAACGGGAGCUGGCAAGACAAAUAUAGCUAUGAUUGCCAUUCUGCAUGAGAUUGGGCAGCACUUUAAGGAUGGGUUUUUACAUAAAGAUGAAUUUAAAAUAGUUUAUGUUGCUCCUAUGAAGGCACUCGCUGCUGAGGUCACAUCGACAUUUAGCCAUCGUUUAUCUCCGUUGAAUUUGGCUGUGAGAGAGCUUACUGGAGAUAUGCAACUUUCUAGGAAAGAACUAGAGGAAACUCAGAUGAUAGUUACAACUCCAGAGAAAUGGGAUGUGAUCACUCGCAAAAGCAGUGAUAUGUCGCUGUCGAUGCUAGUGAAACUAUUGAUUAUUGAUGAGGUACAUCUGUUGAAUGAUGACAGAGGCCCCGUGAUAGAGGCAUUGGUUGCUCGGACCCUCCGCCAGGUUGAGUCAACACAGACUAUGAUACGCAUUGUGGGCUUGUCAGCUACUCUACCCAAUUAUUUGGAGGUAGCACAAUUUUUGAGGGUGAAUCCUGAAGCGGGACUCUUCUUCUUCGAUUCUAGCUACCGUCCAGUACCUCUUGCACAGCAGUAUAUUGGAAUCAGUGAGCAGAAUUACGCUGCUCGUAACCAGCUACUCAAUACGAUAUGUUAUACUAAGGUUAUUGAUUCAUUGAAGCAAGGCCAUCAGGCAAUGGUUUUUGUUCAUUCAAGAAAGGACACAGUAAAAACAGCAAGGACACUGAUUGAAAUUGCCCAAAAAGAGGGUGAAUUGGAAUUACUUAGCACUGAUACACAUCCACAGUUUCAACUUGUGAAGAAAGAAGUGCAGAAAUCCCGAAACAAAGAAGUUGUUGAAUUUUUUGAAUCUGGGGUUGGUAUUCACCAUGCAGGGAUGUUACGUGGUGACAGAGGCCUGACUGAGCGCCUUUUCUCUGAUGGUCUCCUGAAGGUUCUUGUUUGCACGGCAACUUUGGCAUGGGGAGUAAAUCUACCAGCCCAUACAGUCGUCAUAAAGGGGACGCAAUUGUAUGACCCAAAGGCUGGUGGAUGGCGAGACCUAGGAAUGCUUGAUGUAAUGCAGAUCUUUGGAAGAGCUGGGAGACCUCAGUUCGAUAAAAGUGGUGAAGGCAUUAUCAUCACUUCACAUGACAAGCUGGCCUACUAUUUGCGGCUGCUGACGAGUCAACUACCCAUAGAAAGUCAGUUAAUUAGCUCUUUGAAGGAUAAUUUGAAUGCAGAGGUUGCAUUGGGUACUGUCACGAAUGUUAAGGAAGCUUGUGCUUGGCUUGGCUAUACAUAUCUUUUCAUCAGGAUGAAGUCAAAUCCUUUGGCAUAUGGAAUAGGAUGGGAUGAGGUCAUUGCAGAUCCCUCUUUAAUAUCAAAGCAGAGAGCACUUGUAAUUGAUGCUGCACGUGCACUUGACAAAGCAAAAAUGAUGCGGUUUGAUGAGAAAAGUGGCAAUUUCUACUGUACUGAGCUUGGCCGCAUUGCUAGCCAUUAUUAUAUUCAGUACUCCAGUGUUGAAACUUACAAUGAAAUGCUAAGGCGUCACAUGAAUGACAGUGAGGUAAUUAAUAUGGUUGCUCAUUCUGCUGAGUUUGAAAAUAUUGUUGUAAGAGAAGAGGAGCAGGAUGAGCUAGAAAAGUUAAUUCGUACCUCAUGUCCACUAGAAGUUAAGGGUGGUCCUUCGAAUAAACAUGGAAAAAUUUCAAUCCUCAUUCAGUUAUACAUAUCACGAGGAUCGAUCGAGAGCUUCUCUUUAAUUUCUGAUGCAGCAUAUAUAAGUGCAAACUUGGCCCGCAUAAUGCGGGCUUUAUUUGAAAUUUGUCUGCGGAGAGGGUGGUGUGAGAUGGCUUCUUUCAUGUUGGAAUACUGCAAAGCUGUGGACCGCCAAAUUUGGCCACAUCAACAUCCCCUCAGACAGUUUGAUAGGGAUCUUUCAGCUGAAAUACUGAGGAAGCUUGAAGAACGAGGAGCUGACUUGGAUCGCCUUAUGGAAAUGGAGGAAAAAGAAAUUGGAGCGCUAGUUCGCUAUGCACCUGCUGGAAAAUUGGUAAAGCAAUAUUUGGUAUAUUUCCCAUGGCUCAAUUUGUCAGCAAAUGUAAGUCCGAUCACAAGAACUGUUCUUAAGGUGGAUUUGCUUAUAAAGCCAGACUUCAUUUGGAAGGAUCGCUUUCAUGGUGCUUCUCUACAUUGGUGGAUUCUUGUUGAGGAUUCUGAGAAUGAUCAUAUCUAUCAUUCAGAGUUCUUCACAUUAACAAAGCGGAUGGCAGCAGGAGAAUCACAAAAGCUUUCUUUCACUGUUCCUAUUUUUGAACCACAUCCACCUCAGUACUACAUUCGUGCUGUUUCUGAUUCUUGGUUGUAUGCUGAAGCUUUUCACACCAUCUCUUUCCAAAAUCUAGCCUUGCCAGACGCUUAUACAUCCCACACUGAACUUCUUGAUUUAAAGCCUCUUCCUGUGACUGCACUUGGCAAUAGGGCUUACGAGGACUUGUAUAAGUUUUCACACUUCAAUCCAAUUCAGACCCAGACUUUCCAUGUCCUUUAUCACACAGAGAACAAUGUUCUCUUGGGAGCUCCAACAGGAAGUGGUAAAACUAUAUCAGCUGAACUUGCAAUGCUUCAUCUUUUCAAUAAUCAGCCAGAUAUGAAGGUUAUCUACAUAGCACCUUUGAAGGCCAUUGUUCGGGAAAGAAUGAAUGAUUGGAGAAAGCGUCUUGUUUCUCAGCUUGGAAAAAAGAUGGUUGAAAUGACUGGGGAUUUUACUCCGGAUUUAAUGGCACUGUUAUCAGCAGAUAUCAUAAUUUCUACUCCUGAGAAGUGGGAUGGUAUUAGUCGUAAUUGGCAUAGUCGAAGCUAUGUAAUGAAGGUUGGGCUUCUGAUAUUGGAUGAGAUUCACUUACUUGGGGCUGAUCGUGGACCCAUUCUUGAGGUUAUUGUCUCCAGAAUAAGAUAUAUAUCAUCCCAAACAGAGCGUGCCGUGCGAUUUGUAGGCCUCUCAACAGCAUUAGCAAAUGCACGUGAUUUAGCUGAUUGGUUGGGUGUUGGAGACAUUGGACUAUUCAAUUUCAAGCCUAGCGUGAGGCCUGUACCUCUUGAAGUUCACAUCCAGGGAUACCCUGGGAAGUUCUACUGCCCAAGAAUGAAUAGUAUGAAUAAACCUGCAUAUGCUGCGAUAUGUACCCAUUCACCUACGAAACCAGUUCUUAUUUUUGUUUCAUCUCGUCGCCAAACAAGGCUUACUGCGCUAGACCUCAUUCAGUUUGCAGCUUCAGAUGAACAUUCUAGGCAGUUCCUUCAUAUGCCAGAAGAUGCAUUGCAGAUGGUACUUUCUCAGGUCACUGAUCAGAACCUAUGGCAUACUUUACAAUUUGGAAUUGGAUUGCACCAUGCAGGAUUGAAUGAUAAAGAUAGAUCUCUUGUUGAGGAACUUUUUGCAAAUAACAAGAUCCAGGUUCUGGUAUGCACCAGCACAUUAGCAUGGGGUGUUAAUCUUCCAGCUCAUCUGGUUAUUAUCAAGGGAACUGAAUAUUAUGAUGGGAAGGCAAAAAGAUACGUCGAUUUUCCCAUUACAGAUAUCUUGCAAAUGAUGGGACGUGCUGGGCGACCACAGUAUGACCAACAUGGAAAAGCAGCAAUUCUUGUGCAUGAACCCAAAAAGAGCUUCUACAAGAAGUUUCUUUACGAACCGUUCCCAGUUGAGAGUAGUCUGAGGGAGCACUUGCACGAUCACAUUAAUGCAGAGAUUGUUUCAGGGACAAUUUGCCACAAGGAGGAUGCCGUGCAUUAUCUCACGUGGACUUACUUGUUUCGCCGAUUGGUUGUUAAUCCAGCCUACUAUGGAUUAGAGGAUACAGAAACCAGAACUUUGAAUUCAUACUUGUCAAGCUUGGUGCAAAACACUUUUGAGGAUCUGGAGGAUAGUGGAUGCAUCAAGAUAGAUGAAGACAGUGUUGAGCCCCUAAUGUUGGGCUCUAUAGCAUCUCAGUAUUACCUUAGUUACCUGACUGUAUCAAUGUUUGGUUCAAACAUAGGCCCGGAUACAUCACUUGAAGUUUUCCUGCUUAUACUCUCUGGUGCUUCUGAGUACAAUGAACUUCCUGUCCGGCAUAAUGAGGAAAACUAUAAUGAAGCAUUAUCAGAGAAAGUUCGAUAUCUGGUGGAUAAGAAUCGCCUAGACGAUCCACAUGUUAAAGCAAAUAUUCUAUUUCAGGCACACUUCUCACAGUUAGAAUUGCCAAUCAGUGACUAUGUUACUGACUUAAAGUCAGUGUUGGAUCAAAGCAUACGUAUCAUUCAAGCUAUGAUAGAUAUUUGUGCUAACAGUGGAUGGCUUGCAAGUGCAUUAACUUGUAUGCAUCUUUUGCAGAUGGUCAUGCAGGGUUUAUGGUUUGAUCAGGAUUCUUCUCUAUGGAUGUUGCCAUGCAUGAAUGCUGGUCUUGCAAGUACUCUUUCCAAAGAAGGUAUUUCAAAUGUGCAGCAACUAUUGGAUCUUCCUGAGGCAACUUUGCAGGUUCUAGUUGAAAAUUUCCCUGCUUCACGGUUAUAUCAGGAUCUGCAGCUUUUCCCACGUGUGAAAGUGAGUUUGAAGCUUAAGAGAAGAGACUCGGAGGAUGCAAAGCAUGUCAUCCUCAACAUUAAAUUGGUGAAAACAAAUUCUAAAUACACAACAUCAAGAGCAUUUGCUCCUCGAUUCCCAAAGCUAAAAGAGGAAGCAUGGUGGUUGGUUCUUGGGAACGUAUCGACAUUUGAACUGUAUGCACUGAAGAGAGUUUCCUUCUCUGGCAGCUUGGUCACUCACAUGGAUUUACCAUCAACAGCUAUUAAUCUCCCGGUAAGUAUAUGCUUCUCCUUUCCUUCUCAUACAUUUUAUUGUUGGCUUGCUUUAUUGAUUUAAAGACUAUGGUGUCAAAUAGUUUUUCCUGAUCUUGCUGUU